Messenger RNA from Otolemur garnettii (small-eared galago), 978 nucleotides. RefSeq names its product chromosome unknown C22orf31 homolog (gene CUNH22orf31). The record is from RefSeq and is a predicted model, not a curated record. Lineage: Eukaryota; Metazoa; Chordata; Mammalia; Primates; Galagidae. Bases 15 to 893 code for a protein of 292 amino acids. The transcript is spliced from 3 exons.
AAGGCAACUGAAAUAUGCAUCCAAUUUAUGUGAGACGAGACCCCAGCAUCCCCAUCUAUGGACUCCGACAGUCCAUCUUAUUAAACACCAGGCUUCAGGACUGCUAUGUGGACUCACCAGCUCUCACCAACAUCUGGAUGGCCAGAACAUGUGCAAAGCAGAACAUCAAUGCCCCAGCACCAGCUACCACCUCUUCUUGGGAAGUUGUAAAGAACCCAUUAAUUGCCAGUUCAUUCUCCCUGGUUAAGCUUGUACUUAGGCGGCAACUGAAGGAUAAGUGCUGCCCAGGAUCACGCAAGCUUGGAGAAGCAAAACUCUCGAAGAGAUUAAAGCCCAAGGAUAAUUUGGCAACAAAUGCCACCCAGCAGACCAGGUUAAGAAGCACCAUCAGUUCCAAGUGGAAGCGGCCAGCGGGACAGCUGCCAUGCUCACCUAGGCAUAGGAGGCCUGCCGGAGGCAUCAGAGAGAGUAAAGAAAGUUCAAAGGAGAAAAAACUAACAGUCCGCCAAGAUUUUGAGGACAGAUAUGCUGAACGCGUGGCUGCCACCCAAGUGCUGUGCUGGGACAGUGGGGCAGCAGCUGGGAAGGGCCAAAUGCUGCUUCCUGAAACCCAAAAGAGACAGCAGUUGUUGGAGGACACACUAACCAUCCACGGCCUCCCCACAGAAGGGUACCGGGCUCUGUACCGUGCUGUGGUGGAGCCGAUGCUACGGACACCUUCAGGAAGCCCCAAGAGGUACAGCUUGGAGCUGGGCAAGACCAUUAAACAAAAGCUCUGGGAGGCUCUGUGCUGUCGGGCUGUCACUGGCCGAGGUACUCAGAAGGACCCAUUCCCGGGAAAGAAGCGGCUGGAACCCAAGAGGAGACUCUGCUCAAGAAACGACCUAAGAUAAAAAGUGAAAGAUAGGAACAGGAACUCAUGGGAUGUAGGUAUUUAUUCUCUGUUAGAUGUCUGAAAAAUAAACACCACUUUGCACC